AGCCUGUUCGCCCAAAAAUACUUCUACAACUCGCUAACGUUACUGAGAGUGCUACAAUCAGUCACAGAAAGUGUGAAAAACCCCAGCUACGUUCAGAGAGUUAAAUUCGGCCCAGGGUGGAAAUUUGCUGGUUAUGAGAGUCUUAAUAGGAGGGGGCUCUGGCUUUGUGGGCCGUGAACUGACGCGCCUGCUCAGAGACAAGGGCCAUGAGGUCACAGUAAUAUCUCGCCAACCAGGUCCUGGAAAGUUAACAUGGGAUGAAUUAGAGUCUCGCGGCCUCCCACCAUGUGAUGGAGCUGUCAACUUGGCUGGAGAGAAUGUCAUGAACCCCCUUCGAUGGUGGAAUGAAAGCUAUAAAAAGGAUCUGUUCUCCAGUCGCAUCGACACUACAAAAGCUCUGUCUCAAGCUAUCACUGCGUCCCCCAGCCCACCUCAUUCCUGGGUGUUGGUAUCAGGUGUAGCUUGCUACAAACCCAGUCAGACAGCUGAGUAUACAGAAGACAGCGAGUGGACGCCGUUUGACCUCCUCUCAAAACUUGUGAAAGAGUGGGAGGCUGCAGCGCUUCUUCCAGAGCAUGUUGCAAAAACCAUCAAACAAGUCAUCAUCCGGCCUGGGGCAGUAUUGGGUCAUGAUGGUGGCGCCAUGAAACAAAUGCUGCUUCCCUUCUGGCUCGGUCUCGGUGGCACCCUGGGCUCCGGGAGACAGCCUUUCCCUUGGAUCCACGUCUCAGACCUGGCAGGAAUUAUCGCCCACUCUCUGGAGCCCUCUGCUGAUACUCCCUCCCCCUCGCCACAGGUGUACAAUGGAGUUGCACCAGCACUCAACACCAACUAUGAGUUCACUAAAGAAUUGGGACGGGUCCUGAGGCGGCCCACCAUCUUCCCUGUGCCUGGCUUUGUCAUGAACACCCUGAUGGGCUCUGAGAGGGCCGUGAUCCUCACUCAGGGCCAAAAAGUCAUACCAAAGAGGACUUUAGAGUCUGGGUUUCAGUACAGGUACCCAGACCUGACCUCAGCGCUGAAGCAGAUUGUUGGGAGUUAAAAGACAACAAAGGACUUCAUCUCAUUUUCUGUUAUUAUUUACUGUAUAACAAUACUUUAAACAAAUAUACACCAUCUCGUAUGAAAUGUUGUAAAUCUCCUCAGACCUGAGGAUUGAUGUAACUGUUGGUGGUGGUGAGUGUUGGUGAUGACGUUAAACCAGUUAAGAAAUUAUGUUUUAAAAGCUGCUAUUUAAAAUAAAAGUUGUGUGGUGCUCUGCAUCCUUUUGAUUAAUAUACAUCUGACAAAAAAUUAGUUUCCUACAUUAGUUUCUACGAUGUCUUUGUCUGUUUGAACAUCGAUGAGGAUAAGUGGUACACGAGGAAUCUGAACCCAGUUUAUCUGGUCUUGUCCUAAAGUACAUUUCCCUGGUUGAGUCAAGAUUGUUGGUAGAUUGAAAAGUAUUGUUGUGAGGUGAUUCCAUGAAUUGGAUGCAGUAAAAAAAUGCAUCAGCACACCAAAAAGCGCCAAUAAAUUAUUUUAUUUAACUGUUUUAAAGUUAAAUAAUGCUAAAUAAAACCUUAAAUGAGAUAAUGAAGAAUCAAUACGGAGCUGUUCGUCUAUAAUUAGUGUUUGUUAUUAACAUUGCAGUGUUGCACUGAUCUUACUGUGUGAUUAUAAUA
This is a messenger RNA of Melanotaenia boesemani (Boeseman's rainbowfish), 1664 nucleotides long. It is a transcript of the gene sdr39u1, whose product is annotated as short chain dehydrogenase/reductase family 39U, member 1. The coding region runs from base 134 to 1042 and encodes 302 amino acids. The transcript has 6 exons. NCBI's taxonomy places the organism in Eukaryota, Metazoa, Chordata, Actinopteri, Atheriniformes, Melanotaeniidae. The record is from RefSeq and is a predicted model, not a curated record.